Messenger RNA from Ictidomys tridecemlineatus (thirteen-lined ground squirrel), 4570 nucleotides. RefSeq names its product zinc finger FYVE-type containing 28 (gene Zfyve28). Lineage: Eukaryota; Metazoa; Chordata; Mammalia; Rodentia; Sciuridae. The record is from RefSeq and is a predicted model, not a curated record. Gene Ontology annotation, cellular component: early endosome membrane. Gene Ontology annotation, biological process: negative regulation of epidermal growth factor-activated receptor activity. Gene Ontology annotation, molecular function: metal ion binding.
AGGCGCGGGGUACCAGUGAGCGGCGAGGAGCCGCGCGCCCCGUGCCCGCCCCUGUCUGUGCGCCCGCCCGCGGGUCUUGGUCCGCCCGGCGUGCCAAGCGCGGAGCAUCCUCUCAGCCGCGCACCUGCCGCACGCACCUGUCCGCCGACCGCCCGGCGUUUGGCGCUUCGCUGGCUACCAGCCGCACCCAGCCAGCGCUGGGGCCCCGGCCCGGCCUGACCCGGCCCCGGCCCGGCCCUGGCCCUGCCUCUGCGUCCACCCCGCGCCGCGACCAGGCCCGGGCGCAGCGCUGCGGAGAGCGAGGGCCGCCUGGAGGCCGGCCGGGGCCCGCGCGGCGAUGAUGAACAGGUUCCGAAAGUGGCUGUACAAACCCAAGCGGUCAGACCCACAGCUGCUGGCCCAGUUCUACUAUGCCGACGAGGAGCUGAACCAGGUGGCCGCGGAACUGGACAGCCUGGAUGGGCGGAAGGACCCCCAGCGGUGCACACUACUGGUCAGCCAGUUCCGCUCCUGCCAGGAUAACGUGUUAAACAUCAUUAACCAGAUCAUGGACGAGUGCAUCCCCCAGGACCGCGCCCCUCGGGACUUCUGUGUCAAGUUCCCCGAGGAGAUCCGGCAUGACAACCUGGCUGGCCAGCUGUGGUUCGGGGCUGAGUGCCUGGCUGCUGGUUCCAUCAUCAUGAACCGCGAGCUCGAGAGCAUGGCUAUGCGACCGCUGGCCAAGGAGCUGACCCGCAGCCUGGAGGAUGUUCGGGGCACCCUCCGUGACCAGGCGCUGCGUGACCUCAGCACCUACACAGAGAAGAUGCGGGAAGCGUUGAGGCACUUCGACGUCCUGUUUGCCGAGUUUGAGCUGAGCUAUGUCUCGGCCAUGGUGCCCGUGAAGUCCCCCAGGGAGUACUACGUGCAGCAGGAGGUCAUCGUGCUGUUCUGCGAGACGGUGGAGAGGGCCCUGGACUUUGGGUACCUGACCCAGGACAUGAUCGACGACUAUGAGCCGGCCCUCAUGUUCACCAUCCCUCGGCUGGCCAUCGUGUGUGGCCUCGUGGUCUAUGCGGAUGGACCCCUGAACCUGGACCGCAAGGUGGAGGACAUGUCCGAGCUGUUCCGUCCCUUCCAUUCAUUGCUACGGAAAAUCAGGGAUUUGCUGCAGGCGCUGACGGAGGAGGAGCUGCAUACCCUGGAGCGGAGCCUCUGCGUCUGCCAGGACGUGGAGCUCCCCAUCCGGGCAGACGUCCCGGUGCCCACUGCCCUGGCACCUGCCUUUCCCGCAUCCCUUCCCCCCGAGGAGCCGCUCUCAGCCGAGGCCAGGAACCCAGAGGCAGAGCUGGCCUGCUCCAUGCAGUACGAUGACCAGGAGCUGGAGGAGCUCAGCCGCAUGGUCCACCGGGCUGGGGACGAGAUGUCAUCUCUGCUCUCGCCACCCAGUGCCUGCCAGUCCCCGGCACACAGGCCAGGGGCAGAGGGCAGCCCCCGAGGGGAGGCUUCUCCCGGCAGAAUGCGGCUGAAGUCGGGCAGCGACGAGGAGGAGCGGGUGUUCUUCAUGGACGACGUGGAGGCGGUGGAGGCCCCUGCCAGGCUGGAGUCGCCAGGUGCUCCGUGUGGGUGGGCAGACGGUGCUGGGACCGGCCCCCAGGAGAGCCGGCAGGGCGGGCAGAGCGAGGAGGAGGGGGUCAGCAAACCUGCUGUGGUGAAGGGGGAGGACUGGAGCAAUAACAACAAUGAGGGUGACCACAGGAGGCUGGCCGCCCUGCCCGGCUCGACCUGCAGCUGCCUGGACUCGCAGCUGUCCCUGGACGGUUGGGAGGUGAGUGCAGAUGACGCCGAGACGGCUGAGAUGAUCGCCCACCGGACGGGGGGCAUGAAGCUCUCGGCCACUGUCAUCUUCAACCCCAAGUCACCCUCCUCCCUGGACUCUGCAGUGGCCACCCAGGAAGCCCCAGGCCACGGCCUUUCCCCACUGGAGCCCGGGGCCCAGGGGGCUGGGGGAAGCUCCCACAAACUCAGCGCUGCGGCCACCAGCUGCCUCCUCCAUUCCUGCGUGUGCUGUGGGAGCUGUGGGGACGGCCGUGAGGAUGCGGUGGAGCACCUGCGGGAGAAGUGUGGCCCAGGGAGCAUCAUCAGUGCCUCGCACCCUGCCACAGGCUUGGCCAAGGCCAGCGACAAGGGCCCCAAGGGACUGGACGAGGCCCAGCCUGCCCCUGAAGCCAUCCUGCCAGUGGAAGACGCCUCCGAUAGACAGGAGGGCAAAGCCUCGGCUUCUAGCAAGUGCCUGGCACACACCUCCGGCCCCCAGGAGGACUCGGCAAGCAGGCCGCACACAGAGGGCCAGGCCACGGGCCUGCAGGAGGAGCCAGAGGCCAGGGAGCGGGAUCCUGGGAAGCCCUCUGCGCCCGGGAGGGAGAGUCCGCCAGCAGAUGGGACCCAAGCCCAACCCCAGCACCGGCCAGGCUCCAGCAGGGUCUCGCUGCGUUGUUGAGGCCGGCCUUCAACUUGGGAUCUUCCUGACUCAGCCUCCCACGAAGCUAGGACUACAGGUGUGUGCCACUGUGCCCAGCUUAGAUGGCCAUUUGUAUUGAGUUCAGUUUUAUAAUUAUGUGAAAUAGCAUACGGUCCUCAGGCAGAUCUCCGAAAUAAGAUGAAGAGAAGUCUGUCGGAAGGGACUUUAUUCUCCCAUGAGCCUAAAGGUUAUAAGUUCUCAUAGUUUAUUUUUCAAUAUUCGGAAACACAGUGGAAGGUGGGGUGAGGUGCAGAUGGGCUUGCGUGCUCCUGCUGGUUGGCAAAGCGCCUCCCACGCCCAGCACUGCCACCUGUCCCUGCUCCUGACUCUCCACUCCAAGUACUCUGGACAAGUCCUGCUUCCUCUGUAGCUGAGCGGCCCUCUCGGUGGCUGGGUCAGUGGGCACUCAGUGGGGCCUGGUGCCCACUAUGGGUUGUGACCAGCCUUCGCCUCAGGAUGGUGGGAGGGCCGUAGUGGGGCCUGGCUCUCUGCUGGUUUUGAAAGGCCUUUUUGAGGGGCGGCCACGUUAGUGGGACGACUUGACUUCGCGGCUUUUCCCCAGGCGGGCGAAGUGCUCGUCCACAUGGUUGAGUGGAGCCACGGGAGAAGAGGACUUUUGGUUUUGGACCUGUCCUUUGCUGUUUGUCUGGGUGACAGCUAGUGGACACCUCCAUCAGACUGUGCUUGCCCAUGGCUGCUCACAUCCACAUCCUGGCCUGUUCAGCUCAGUACAUGUCCUAAAGCUCAGCCAUGGAAAGGAGAGAAAAUCCACGGUGGCUCAGCAGGUGUCCUGCCUUCCCGAAGCAGUUCCAAAGGUGCAGAGGGUCUGAGGACAAAGCACAGGGGAGGUGGCAAGGUGGUCAGGACAGCUUUGCAUUGGGCUCGGGGCCUUGGUCAGCAGGGCCCCGAGCCCAGCGCUGUGUUGGAGGGAGCUGGUAAUCAGGCUGGCCAGGCUGGCAUCCGCAGCAGGACUGCAUAGGGGUCAUUCACUCACUCACCAUUUCCACAUGCUCUCAGGGGCUGAGCCAGCAUGGAGACCCACGGAGGAGCUGGAUGGACGUGGCCUGUCUUCACCCAACAUGGGGCUGACAAGCUGUGGGCAAAAAGGCCUGAGCAACCAGUUGUGCACAGGCAGAGACCACUGGAAGGCAAACAGGAGGCCAUGGGGCCGGCUGUGGGGCCAGCUGGUGCAGCCUCGCAGGCCCUGGUGUGGUCCCCAACCUGUCCUCCCUGCCAUUCCUGUGCCUGCCUCAGCUCAGUGCCUGGAAGGGCUGAUGGCUUCUACCUCUGCCUGCAUCUCGGCCGGUCCCACUGCAGUCCACAUUUGACCCUGGGGCCCGAUUGUCCAGCAGGGGCCCCUGCAACCCCUGUGGUGUGUGGCAGGAAAGCUGAGACGGGGCAACAGUCAGGCCCUGCCCUCACGGGCUCCUGGUGCCAUGCCUGAGCCUGGAUUUCGUGUGCUACAGAUGAAGAUGAAGGAGGUGCGUGGAGCUGGGGCACAGGCCCUACCUGCAAGGCCAGAUGCCCCGGGCCCUAGGACUGUGGGUUCUGGUCAGGUAGAAGACAGCGUCCAGGUGGAAGGACAGGGCUGUCCAGCUAGGAGGACCAACAUAGCCCAGAGACAGACCGCUGGAGCCUGGAGCCUGGGAGUGAGGGCUCAGGCAUUCCCCAUAGCUUCAGCUAGACCCCAGGGAGGCAGGACAUUGUCCUUGUGGACACUGCUGCGUUGGCCCUGCUGAGGAAAUGUCCUUCAGCUCUGGACCUCUUCCCUACCUUUUCAGUGGUCACAGAUGAACCCGUUUUAGAAAUGCUGACCUUUUUUUGAAUGCUUAUCUCCCAGCAUAGCCUCACCCUUGGCCCAGAGCAUUCCUGAAACCCACCUUGCCCGCUGCUGGCCGAUGACUCCUGCCAUCUCGUGCCCUCUCUGUGGACAUGCAGAACUGUGUUCCAUCAAAAUAACACUGGCUCGGCUCCUCUGUCUUUCCAUCUUUAAAUGUGGUCCUUGUUCAUUCUAGAAACUUUGAAAAAUGUAAAAAAGAAAUUUAAAAAAUCAUCCCAUCUUAUGCGCAA